Messenger RNA from Exophiala dermatitidis NIH/UT8656, 1542 nucleotides. Its product is annotated as eukaryotic translation initiation factor 2 subunit gamma. The coding region runs from base 1 to 1542 and encodes 513 amino acids. Gene Ontology annotation, cellular component: cytosol; eukaryotic translation initiation factor 2 complex. The record is from RefSeq and is a predicted model, not a curated record. Gene Ontology annotation, molecular function: translation initiation factor activity; GTPase activity; tRNA binding. The transcript has a single exon. Gene Ontology annotation, biological process: formation of translation preinitiation complex; positive regulation of translational fidelity. Lineage: Eukaryota; Fungi; Ascomycota; Eurotiomycetes; Chaetothyriales; Herpotrichiellaceae.
AUGGCUACUAACGGGGACACGUUCUCGGACGACGAAUUCAGCCAGCCUGGAACGCCUCCUGGCGAUGAGCACGAAGUGGAAGACAUUGAAGAAACCAACCAACCGCCGAAAUCCGCCUUGAAAAAAAACACCACAGCCGCCAUCCCUGAGCCACAAGUCUCUCGGCCAGUGCUUCCCGAACAACCCGACCCAAAAGACCUAGAUCUGUCAACCCUCACACCUCUAACUCCCGAAAUCAUCGCGCGGCAAGCGACGAUCAACAUCGGAACGAUAGGACAUGUGGCGCACGGCAAGUCGACUGUGGUCAAAGCCAUCUCUGGGGUGCAGACAGUGCGAUUCAAGAAUGAGUUGGAGCGAAACAUUACGAUCAAGUUGGGGUAUGCCAACGCCAAAAUCUACAAGUGUGACAACCAGGCUUGUCCGCGGCCGACAUGCUACAAGAGUUACAAGAGUGAGAAGGAAGUCGACCCGCCCUGUGAGCGACCCGGCUGCGGUGGGACAUACCGGCUACUGCGACACGUUUCGUUCGUGGACUGCCCUGGACACGACAUUCUCAUGAGCACCAUGUUGUCCGGCGCGGCCGUGAUGGACGCGGCGCUUCUGCUGAUUGCCGGCAACGAAACGUGCCCGCAACCCCAGACCUCGGAGCAUUUGGCCGCGAUUGAAAUCAUGAAGCUCAACCACAUCAUCAUCUUGCAGAACAAAGUCGACCUCAUGCGGGAAGAAGGCGCAUUGUCGCACUACGAGUCGAUCCUCAAAUUCAUCAAGGGAACCGUCGCCGACGGGUCCCCCAUCAUCCCCAUCUCGGCCCAACUGAAAUACAACAUUGACGCCAUCAACGAAUACCUGGUGACCAAAAUCCCCGUGCCGGUCCGCAACUUCACCACCCCUCCCCACAUGAUUGUCAUUCGUUCAUUCGACGUCAACAAACCCGGUGCCGAGAUUGAAGAUUUGAAAGGUGGUGUUGCCGGUGGAUCUAUUCUGACGGGAGUGCUGAAACUGGGCGACGAGGUCGAGAUCCGUCCCGGUAUUAUCACAAAGGAUGAAAAGGGUCAAACCAUCUGUCGGCCCAUCUUGUCUCGCGUCGUGAGCUUGUUUGCCGAACACAACGACCUCAAGUUUGCCGUCCCCGGUGGUCUGAUCGGUGUCGGUACCCGUGUCGACCCGACCUUGUGUCGAGCAGAUCGUCUCGUGGGUCAUGUCUUGGGCCUCAAAGGCCAGCUGCCCGAAAUCUACAUUGAGCUCGAAGUUAACUACUUUUUGCUCCGACGCUUGCUGGGCGUCAAGACCGCCGACGGCAAACAGGCAAAGGUCGCCAAGCUGGCAAAGAACGAGGUUCUCAUGGUCAACAUUGGCAGUACCGCCACCGGCGCCAAAGUCAUGGGCGUCAAGGCCGACGCCGCAAAACUUACCCUCACCACUCCCGCCUGUACCGCCAUCGGUGAGAAGAUCGCCCUCAGUCGUCGGAUAGAAAAGCAUUGGCGUCUGAUCGGUUGGGCAAACAUUGUUGCCGGAAACACCAUUGAGCCCGAGGCUUCUUAG